CUCCCCGCCGCGCACACACCCGCUUUCGGUAACCGUGUGUGUUUGGCAGGGGUGCGCACCACCCAUCCUCGGCGAAUGAGGCGGGCUGUUGAUUGUUGAGGUCUGUGAAAGGGAAGCAGGCCAAGUCAAAAAAAGAAAAGCAGCCGCAGAAGGUGUGUCUUUCACAAUCCGGACCUCCAGGCGCUGCACGGCUUUUCCGCUGGUUUCCUUGAACCGUCGCGGCUGCUAAGGGAGCUCCCGGAUCCGGGUGGCGAGAGGGCGGCGGAACAGGAGACCGAAAACACCGUGCUGGCCGGUUGGGAGGGAGAGAAACAGCUCUCUCCCCGAAAGUAACUCAAGUCGGUUAAAAAUCCGUAAGAAAAAGACAACACACAGUGCAGCGAAGCAGGAGGUCUUGAGAGCGUUAACAGGCGAAAACAAGAUGGCAUCAGCGAACGACUCCCGGCAGUCACAGAAGGACGCGGCCGACCAGAAUUUCGACUACAUGUUCAAGCUGCUCAUCAUCGGGAACAGCAGCGUGGGCAAGACCUCCUUCCUCUUCCGCUACGCCGACGACUCCUUCACCUCUGCCUUCGUCAGCACCGUGGGUAUCGACUUCAAGGUCAAGACCGUCUACCGCAACGACAAGAGGGUUAAGCUGCAGAUCUGGGACACGGCUGGCCAAGAGAGGUACCGGACCAUCACCACAGCCUACUACCGGGGAGCCAUGGGCUUCCUGCUCAUGUACGACAUCACCAACCAGGACUCCUUCAAUGCCGUGCAGGACUGGGCAACGCAGAUCAAGACGUACUCCUGGGAUAACGCGCAGGUCAUCCUGGUGGGCAACAAGUGCGACCUGGAGGACGACCGGAUCAUCCCGACAGAGGAGGGGCGCAGGCUGGCGGACGAACUAGGCUUCCAGUUCUUCGAGGCCAGCGCCAAGGACAACAUCAACGUCAAGCAGGUCUUCGAGCGGCUGGUGGACAUCAUCUGCGAGAAGAUGAACGAGAGCAUGGACAGCGACCCCAACAUGCUGGGCAACCACAAGGCCACCACGCUGCAGGAGAGCCCUGGGGUUGUGGCCGAUGUCAAGGCAGAGCUGAGCAGCAGACAGCUUUCUAGAUCGCAGUCCAUGACUUCACUUCACCCAGAGUGCCAGCAGGGAACACCCCCCUCGGUGCGCCCCUGUCUCUCCUCCUGCCUGAUUGGCCUGACUGUGGGGCACCCAGAGUAG
This is a messenger RNA of Lepisosteus oculatus (spotted gar), 1213 nucleotides long. NCBI's taxonomy places the organism in Eukaryota, Metazoa, Chordata, Actinopteri, Semionotiformes, Lepisosteidae. The record is from RefSeq and is a predicted model, not a curated record.